Messenger RNA from Schistocerca gregaria, 931 nucleotides. Its product is annotated as SREBP regulating gene protein-like. The record is from RefSeq and is a predicted model, not a curated record. NCBI's taxonomy places the organism in Eukaryota, Metazoa, Arthropoda, Insecta, Orthoptera, Acrididae. Gene Ontology annotation, biological process: positive regulation of SREBP signaling pathway. The transcript has 2 exons. The coding region runs from base 1 to 663 and encodes 220 amino acids.
AUGUUCAAAUUAAAAUUACAAGACACUUAUCAGCGCCAGAUUCAAAAGCUACUAAUUUUGGCUCUUUCAACAGGACUGCUCGGGCUUUGCUUAUUUUUCUUUUUUUCUUAUGUAAGAGUUGAAGCCGAUGUCAUUGAAUACAACAUAAAACUGUUGAACAACAUUCGAGAAACCUUAAACUCUAUCAAAACCUCAAACUCGACAUUUUCUCGUUCGAUUUACAAAAAGGACGUCUGCAAGUAUACUAGUUUGAAUUGGGAAUGGAUUGUUGAUUCAAAUGGAAAUGUCUGUCGGUAUGGGAAUAUUCAUGAAAGCACAAACUGUUGUCUCACCGAUGGAUACAUCGAGACAAACGAUUCAUCUUCUAGUCCUAAAUGCGAUAAAAGAUAUGAGUGUUGCGCUUUAUAUGAAUUUUGUAUUUCCUGUUGCUUGGAGGCGACUUGGAGCACGCUGUUUUUGAAAUUUCAAAAAAAUAAAUUUUUGUUAGAUAAAUUUUUAUUUAUUCAAGGUGGACUUCCGAAAGACGUGUUCGACUUUUGUAUCGCAAAAUGUAGAACGAAUUCCAAUAGUGUUGUGCACGAAAAUGAAUUCAGGAGUAAAUGGAAAUACUGUUAUGGGAAUAAACCUGCUCCGCUUACAGUGUUGCCGUUGAGGAAAAGAUGAAUGUUUGAUACAAGAAUUUGAACUGAAUGAAUUUUACUGCAGCGAGAAUAUGUGUUUCAAGUGUAAUAUAAAUAGAAAAGGGUAGGUUAAAUGUAAUUUCAGCAACAAAAAAGAUUGCAUGCUAAAGGCGGUCUCGCCAGCAGAUACGAAAAAAAGAUUAAGGCAUGUAGUAUCAAAGACGAAAGGCAAAUUUAAAUGCCCUCGAAAGGCAAUAAAGCUUCCACGAAAGCAUAGCAAUAUCUAUAUGGUGAGCAGCAGAUAAAGAUUU